UCGCGGGGCAACAACGCGUGGAGUUGGCAGAAAUGUUUGAACACUUUAACGCAGUUUAUUCAGUAAAAUUAUUUGUCGGUGUUUCUGCACAACUUUAGUCGACUUCUUGACAAUACGCUCAUCAUGAUUAAUCGAAACUCUACGCUGUAUUCGAGUCGUUUGGUGUGUGCGCGGAGCAGCAACGUCACUGGACGUCCGGGUCUGAAGGAGCCGGACUCCCUGGAGACUCAUCCCCGCCGACAGCUGCAGGUGAGCCGGCGUGGCUGCCUGGAGGCACCGCGGAGACCGAGUGAGCCCCCCAGACUUCCCUCCCAUCUUGAGACUAAACCAGUGAUCCUGCGCAGUGUGAGACAACAACACGUGUGGAAGGCGACUACAGAUGACCCACCGAAGAUAGUCGGCCAAUCCAUUAACAGCAGCCCUCCAGAUUCCACAGGAGGAAGUAAGAGUUUGCCAGUUUGCCGUACCCAAGCUGGAAAAAGAGCAGAUAUCGUUUCCCUGAGGAAGCAUCUGGGCCACGCCAGGCGUUUGGCAUCAGCAAUUAAGCAGGGCCAGAGCUACUUCCACCUCCUACAGAAAGAGGAACAGGAGGAGCGGGAGGAGGAGGAGAGGCAGCGGAUGAGGAGGGAGGAGCGGCUGAGAACAGAGCCACGACCUCCCAGUUUCUCCUCUGACUCCGACAGCGAUUCAGAAGGGUGGCGUCUGCCUGCAGGACCCAGCUGGUUAGGUGCGAAUGAAGUGUGGCCGCGCAGGAAGAAGAACAAGUCAGCACGACCUUUCACCCCCGUCCAUCACUCUCUGACCUCCCCUCUGCUGAGUGAAGCACCAAGGGAGGUCAUCUACCGCCAGCUAUGCUGUCUGAGUUGGCUGCUGGAGGCCUUGACUCUGGAUCGCUCUAGCAGAGUCGGCCCGCUCUCCGCCUGCUGGGACCCCAAAGACCCUGGCCGAGGCAGGACCACGAUAAAGACGCUGAAGAAAGAGAGAGCCAUUGAGAGCAAAUGGGAGCAGUUUGUUUCAGCCAAGCCUCAGAGAGCUCAUCCAAAGCGCCCUCGCAGCUCCUCUGCGCGCCUCCACACCCACAGGAUGUCGUCCUUCAUGAGUGUGGGCUCCCUCUCAGCCCUCACCUGCACCACUGUGGGGAGCAGCAUGUCCUCUCUGGUCCCAGCGGCUGAGGAGAACACGGAGACAGAGUGUCCAGGAGCAGCAGAGGAGACGGACCGACUUCCUUCAGAGUGUCUUCACACGCUGUCAGAUGUCCACCAGAAAGUCAAGACAGAGAGCCAAAUCUCACAAACCAGCAGUUUGACUGCACCUCACUUCAAAGCACGGCCGUCACCCCAAAGGACGGGCGACCAAACUGGCUCCAGGACAGCGAAUAGUUUUGUAUGGCCAAAAAGCUGUCCUGCAAAGCCCCUGCUACAUAUCAGCCAUCUCAUCAACAACAAGACCACCAUGCUGCAGGAGCUGAAAGCUGCCUUUGAUGAGCGGGUUGAGGAGAUGUCUCAGAGCUACAUCAACAUCCUGGAGCUCAAAGCCAGAGAGAGGUUAAACAACGGUCUCCGGAGGUAUCGAGCCCAGAGUCACGUGACCCAAUCCCAUGGCCUUCCUCAUCACAUGACCUGCGCGUCCCCAGAGACAGAGGCUCCAAACAGCAACAAUAAAAACACGCACAACAACAAUAUGUGGCUGUCCACUCUGCUGAGCAGCCUGCCUGAGGAGGUGUGCAGGGAGCGAGCGGUGAGCCGGGUGCUGGAGAAGCUGAGUGGAUUUGCAGAGCAGCAGACUCUCAGGGUUCAACCUCAGGUCUUCCUGAGGGUGCUGGGGGGUCUGGAGCCGUGGGAGCUCUGUCUGCCUGAGCUGUGUGUGGCCAUCCAGAUUGCCACAGAACAUGUGGUCCAGAUGCCCAGGACAGAGUACGAUGCCUGGUUGCGUUCAAGGGUCACUCUGCCCCCACAGUAACACCAUGCCCCCAAACACCAGACUUUACGUGAUGGCAGUGAACUCGUCACAGUGCGUACGACUGAAGUCUGUGAGGACUCAUCCCACAAGUCCCGAGGGAGGACAUUUGGAUCCAGCCUCUUCAAAUCCCAAAAUGUUCUUCAGUUUACUGUUGAUGAUUUGGAUGUCAGUUCUGAACUGAGUUUCAAACAGCUGAAAGGGAAUUAUUCGGGUGCUUGAAGGGGAAUUCAUCAUCGAAAUCUCCAGUAAUAAUACAAAUGUGCUUUAUCUCAGCAUUGGACAAUCAGUCUGGAUUAGCAGGAAUCACUUCAAGUGGAAUUUAUUGGAAGAGGAUAAAGUAAAAGAGCAAUGUCUCAGUGACUAUAGGGAUUAGGCAAUGUUUUGAUAUCUAAUGCAGACAGCUCCUGUGACUGUCUCACACACACAAACACACACAGAGUAGAAACAGAGAUGAGUCUGUUGUACUUAAAUAAACCCGAAUCCACAGCCUGAAAUUGAAAGACCUGCUUCAGCAGAUAUUUUUCAGUUUCAGCUCCACAGCUGUACGGCUGACUUAGUCUUUGCUGUGGUUUGCACCUACGAGACAGGAAAUGGUAAAUUUCUCACCACACUCUUUCGGGGGUAGCUGGGGCGUAUCUACGUCAAAGGCUGUUGCGGUUUCCUUCAACCCACCACAAGAACAAAAUGGAGGUCAAAUUACUAUGAAAUA
Epinephelus lanceolatus (giant grouper) is the source of this 2668-nucleotide messenger RNA. Its product is annotated as coiled-coil domain-containing protein 60-like. The record is from RefSeq and is a predicted model, not a curated record. NCBI's taxonomy places the organism in Eukaryota, Metazoa, Chordata, Actinopteri, Perciformes, Serranidae.